Messenger RNA from Nymphalis io (European peacock), 1166 nucleotides. RefSeq names its product glyoxylate reductase/hydroxypyruvate reductase-like. Gene Ontology annotation, molecular function: NAD binding; hydroxypyruvate reductase (NADH) activity; glyoxylate reductase (NADPH) activity. The record is from RefSeq and is a predicted model, not a curated record. Gene Ontology annotation, cellular component: cytosol. The transcript has 8 exons. The coding region runs from base 99 to 1076 and encodes 325 amino acids. NCBI's taxonomy places the organism in Eukaryota, Metazoa, Arthropoda, Insecta, Lepidoptera, Nymphalidae.
AUCUUAUAUAACUCAUUGAUCAUUAUUUUGUUUAUCUAUAUCUUCAUUUGGCGCUUAAUACAUAUAUAUAGCUGGUCAAUAAUUGCCAAGUCUUCAAAAUGUCUCUGAAACGUGUUCUGAUUGUAAAUAAAAUGUUUCCAUCGGCUGGAUUGGAAUUGUUAAAAAGGGAAUUAGAAACAGUUGUGUUACCUAUUAUGGAUUACGAAGCAGACAGCUUGCCUACAAUCAAAGCUAAAAUUAGCGCUGGAUUUGAUGGUCUAGUAUGGAAUACGAAGCAUCGCUUAACUGGCGAGAUAUUAGACUUAGCUGGACCUCGCCUCAAAGCUGUAACCACUAACGCAUCUGGUAUAGACCACAUUGAUACAGACGAACUGAAGAAGCGCAAUAUCCCUUUGGGAAAUACGCCGAAUGUUUUGGACAAUGCAGUUGCUGACAUCGCCGUCGGUCUCAUGAUUGGUGCCGCAAGGCGUUUCAAAGAAGGCAUUAAGGAAUUAGAAGCCGGCGAGUGGAAAAGUGGCGUGCAAUGGAGUCUUGGACAAGAUAUAGCCAACAGUACCGUUGGUAUUGUGGGUUUGGGAGGAAUUGGACAGGCCGUGGUCCGUAGACUAAAAGGCUUUGAUGUCGCUAAGUUUAUAUAUAGCGGACGCACAGAUAAAAAAGAAGCAAAAGACUUGGGAGUAAGUCGCGUGUCAUUACAAGAAUUAUUAAAGGCAAGCGACUUCGUCAUACUGUGCUGUCCUCUCACAAAUGAGACGAAACACAUAAUGAAUGCUGAUAAUCUUAGCAUUAUGAAGAAAACGUCCGUUCUUGUUAACAUAGGACGAGGAGGUCUUGUAGAUCAAGCUGCUUUGUAUAACGCGCUGAAGAGUGGGGAGAUAUUUGCAGCCGGAUUAGACGUCACAACACCAGAACCGUUAGACAAGGAUGACCCUAUAGUUUCUCUCCCUAAUUGUUACAUAAUUCCACACUUGGGCAGCGCUACCGUAGAAACCAGAAAUGCCAUGGCUAAAAUAUCAGCUGAAAAUAUACUUUUGGCUCUUAAAGAAAAACCAAUGAAGUGUCCUAUAUCAUUAUAAAUGAACACAAACAACAUACGUUACUACAAAUCGUUUUAAAUGUUAAAAUUGUAUUUAAUUAAAUUGAUAUUUAAAAAAACUAUAUAUUUG